Leguminivora glycinivorella is the source of this 2521-nucleotide messenger RNA. RefSeq lists its product as uncharacterized. The coding region runs from base 1439 to 1999 and encodes 186 amino acids. Lineage: Eukaryota; Metazoa; Arthropoda; Insecta; Lepidoptera; Tortricidae. The record is from RefSeq and is a predicted model, not a curated record. The transcript has 2 exons.
AAACUACAAAAAUGAAAUUAAAGGCCAGGCUAUUAAGCUUAUUUCCUUCCAAAUGUCAAAUAUUAGUAUUAGAAAUACUGCACAACCGUUGAAACUGGAAAGAAUUCCGCUGGAACAAUUGUAUAAACUCGAAGCUCUCCUAGAAAAGGAGGAACCAUUGCAACAACUGCGAACAAUUGGCAUCAAGGAUAAUGACCACCUGUAUUGGACCAUACCUUUAUACGCACUCAUCGCCGUAGCCGCCGGAAUACUGCUUUGGAGGAAACUAAAAACACGUCGGUCAACCACGAUCCCGAAUGUCCAGGACGUCGAGUUGGCCCCUGCUGGCCAGCCCUUCUUCACGGGAAGGUCUUCUCAGUGAUAAGGGGGGUGUUAUGUGUGUGCGCGUGCUGACUAAGUAGUGUAGCUUUUAAGCCAUCGACGCGACCGUCGCCAGUUCGUUCCCAACUUCGGACGCGCUCGGUACCGAUCAAUCGGUAAUCAUUGUCGGGACAAUUUGUAAUUUUAACUGAUUAAACAAGUAAACCUUGCGAUUAAGUUUUAUUAAAGAAGAAUUACCCAAGAACUAUUAGUUGUAACUGGUAGGCACUGGCACGAGGAAUGAAAGGCAUGGAUGAACUCACGAUAUAAUUUUAUUCCGUAUUAGGGAUACAGAGCUGAGUGACAAGUAUCGUGUCUAGCAGCGGACUGCCGCCGGCGCAUAGUAACAAGUUGAAGUUUACUUAGUAAUCAUACAAGAUUGAACCUUAAGUAUUAGACACUAAAAUCUAAAUUAACAUGACUGCGUUUCCUUAAGAAUAAAAACUUAACUAGUUACAUAUAUAUGUAUGUAUAGGUAAUUGUAGUGAGCGUGUACGAUCUAGCUAUCGUACAGCGUAGGUAUAGCAUAUACUGUAGCAAUGUCUUUACGCAAAUAUGCGCACUCGCGCGACCUAGAUUAUUUAUUCAACACGUGUAAUUGCAUUAAGUACAAAAAUCAGUGCAUUAAAGACUAUGGUUAACAACAAACGUAUGUGAGUUAUUUAUGGGUUCCUGGGAUUCUGACAGUACCGUCAACUGGCGCGUACAUGUUGGUCCUUCGAACUUAGUGAUGGUGUUCAGAGAAAGUUAGUGUGGUUACCGUUUCAACUCGGUUGGCCUCCCACAAGCGGGUCUCACCAACUUAGUUGAGAGGACGUGGUGUCGCACAAUGGAUUUCAAGAAUACCUACUAAGGAACCGUGACAAGCUAUUGAAUUUGACAUUUUGCAUUGGGCAUUUUAUUGCUAUUGACACUUGCAUUAUUGACAUUGACAUUUAUAGUACUAUUUAAGGUACUUUAUGACAUUGGGCAUUUUAUUGCUAUUGACACUUGCAUUAUUGACAUUGACAUUUAUAGUACUAUUUAAGGUACUUUAUGACAUUUUGACAUUUGACAAAUCAUACCUGCUUGAAGAGCCAUGGAUGAUUACGAUCGUAUAUUGCAACGUCAGAGGGAGAUCAUCGAUGCUAUUCAGCGAGUGGAAACGAACUUCAAGAAAGACUCUGACUUCAGGAAAACCGAAGAAUACUUACGGACGAGAAUUGGCGCCGUAGACACGUUAUGGGAAGAAUUUGAGAAGAAUAACUUGAAGCUUCGUGACGCACCUGACCAAACUGGGGAGUAUUUUGUGGAUAAUGUUUACCAGCAAAUGCAGGUUCGUACUGACAACAUUCGUACGAUGCUUUCAAAUUACCGUUUCGGGGAGCCAUCGACUCCUAUUAAAGCCACAGAUACUCAACAACAACAGCAAACUAGCAAACUUAACGAGCUUUUUAGUGAGCAGAAAACUAACUUCAGAGCUUUUCAAAGGAUUUUGAACUAUAUUGACAUUGACAAGAUAUCUGAGAAAUGGGAAAUGGAGGAUGAACUUCGUAACCUUCAGACUCGAUGGGACACUAUUGACACUUUGCAUCUGAAAAUUGACAACUUGCUCCAGGGAUCGGAUAAGGAUUACGAAGAAAGAUACAGAGGUGUAUGAAAAGAAGUAUCGACUGACAAAGAGGGCGCUAAACCAGAAAAUUUCUGCUGCAACUCAUUUACACAAGUCAACGCCGCAAAUGGAGAUACCUAACUUCUACGGUGACUACUCUCAAUGGCCUACAUUUAUAGAUUUGUAUAAGACUGCAAUCCAUGACAACCCUGUGCUAUCUAAAGCACAAAAAAAUGCAACAUUUAAAGGGGAAGCUGAAAGGCGAGGCACUACGGCUCAUUCAGCAUCUCAGUGUGACUGCUGACAACUAUCUCACUGCAUGGGACUUGCUGUAUCAUCGCUACAACAAUAAUCAGUUACUCUUCACCCGGCAGAUAGAGAUAUUUUUGAAUCAACCUACACUGCACAAGCAAACUUCUCAUGACAUUAAAAAGCUGCAUGACACUACUAUGGAAUGUGUACAUGCCAUACACAACCUUGGCAUAGACACAACUACUUGGGACCCACUUCUUGUUCACCUUCUGGCUAAAAAGUUGGACCCAUUGACACUAGCUGACUACAAGGAGUCUC